AUGGAUGAUCCAAACGAAAGCAAUUCUCAACAGCAACCUCCUCAGCAGCCUCCUGCUUUGGCAAACUUCGACGCAACAACAAGCAACGUUGACGAUUGGGCUGAACAGGUGCGUUCUGAUAUCGAGAACCAGCAACAGGAACAAGCAACAGGAACAAACGCAUUCGAUUGGGCCCGCAAUAUCCAGCAGCAGCUCUCAGCACAAGGGCAACAAAUUCGGCAACAAGCCCAACAGCUAGCUCAGCACCACGAGGUGAUACAACGUUUCCAGCAGCUGCUUGAGGAAAAUACUCAGCUUAAGGAGGAAAAUGCAAUGUUGCGCAAGAAAUUGGAUGCCUUGCAAAACGACAUGAACCAGCCAAAGACCACGUGCAACACUGAAAUGGUAGUUGAUGAUGAGGACGACUCGCAAGAUGCAAUCGGGAAGGCAUGUGACAAGGUAGCCGCUGCCAUGGCAACCAUUGCACAAGAAGGAUCAUCCACCAAAGAUUCAAUUCAUGCACAUGCCUCGCCAUUGAAAAAAGUUUCAUAUGCAAGCAUUGCAAAGAAAAGCAGCACUCGUUCUCAACGAAGGAAACAACGUUUGGACAAUCCUACGGAGGGCAUGAUUGCGUGGGCCACGAGGAAAUUUACCAACACCAAUACGGAGGAUAUGGAUGAUACUCACGAACCUGUACGACCACGUGCACGUUACGAUAUUGUCUAUCUAACAUCACCCCAACGUACAUCACACGGUGAAGCAAGACGUGCUCUUGCUAUUUUCAAGAUCCCACAGGCAAGAAUCAUUGAUGUACAUUUUCCGAUCCGCGGCAUCAUCGGAUUAUUGAUUCAUGCAGACUUCAAGACCGAGUUGUUGGAUUUACUCAAACAGGCCAAGGUGAACCCUGUGGAUUUCAACCCCACAGCACCAGCAACAAUCAUCAACCCGGAAUAUGCCGACUAUACCGGUGAACAGCGUGCCGACAAAGCCAAGGAACUUUAUAGCAAUAGGAUGCUACGUGCAUGUGCUCGCAUGCCGAAGGCAUACCUUGGAGCAUCCAUUUUACGACAUUUUGUGUCACUUGCCGAAGACGAUCCACAUCACUUGGAUAAAGUCGUUGAGAAACAAUUUGAGAUCAUGCGUCCAAGACCAACACGUCGUGAACGUACUCCUCUCGCAAUACCAUCAAUUGAGGAAGCUCGUCGUUUGCUUUCAUCAGAGAGCAACGCUGGAAUGGAUACCAAUGAGUAA
Molecule: messenger RNA, 1230 nt
Organism: Lichtheimia ornata
Lineage: Eukaryota; Fungi; Mucoromycota; Mucoromycetes; Mucorales; Lichtheimiaceae
Exons: 1
Coding region: 1-1230 (409 amino acids)
Source: RefSeq, a predicted model, not a curated record